AUGACCGAUAAUGGUGCAUUGACUAAACGUAUCGAAAGUGCUCGUUUACUACAAGAACCAGUGCCAGGCAUAAACGCAAUAGUUGAUGAACAGAAUCCACGUUAUUUUAAAGUAAUCAUUGAUGGACCUAGUGAAAGUCCAUAUGAGGGUGGUAAAUUUAAAGUUGAAUUAUUUUUACCUGAUGAAUAUCCAAUGGCACCGCCAAAAGUUCGUUUUAUGACAAAACUUUAUCAUCCAAAUAUUGAUAAAUUAGGUCGAAUUUGUCUUGAUAUUCUCAAAGAAAAAUGGAGUCCUGCUUUACAAAUUCGUACCGUUCUUUUAUCCAUUCAAGCCUUAUUAAGUGCACCUAACCCAGAUGAUUUUUUAGAUGCUGAUGUUGCUGAAAAAUGGAAAGCCGAUGAAAAAGGAGCCAAAGCUAUAGCUCGUGAUUGGACUCAAAAAUAUGCUCAUGAAAAUUAG
This is a messenger RNA of Rotaria sp. Silwood2, 459 nucleotides long. The record is from the annotation of a GenBank genome assembly. Lineage: Eukaryota; Metazoa; Rotifera; Eurotatoria; Philodinida; Philodinidae.